Molecule: messenger RNA, 1073 nt
Organism: Anopheles moucheti
Lineage: Eukaryota; Metazoa; Arthropoda; Insecta; Diptera; Culicidae
Gene: sel
Product: protein seele
Exons: 1
Coding region: 194-820 (208 amino acids)
Cellular component (GO): endoplasmic reticulum
Source: RefSeq, a predicted model, not a curated record
UAGCGGAAGCAACAAAACCGGUUGAUAUAAGUCGAACCGUUCUUUUGCUCGGAACUGAACUGCAUACCAUUCCUCGACAAAUCGGUCAGUCUUUGCUAGAGACUGUUGCAACUUGUUUUCUACAAGGUUCCUUAUUGAAUUUGCGUUUAUUUGUGUGCUAAAGUGAAACGUACGUAGAUCUUCACCAAGAGCCAUGCAUUCCGAUAUGCAUCCUUAUCUGAUCAUGGUCCUAGGGCUAGCGAUCGUACUGACACCGACGCUGACCAGCGGCCAGGUGGGUGAUAUUGCGCGGCCCAUCGAAAGCAAGGAGCUAAAGUGCCUCGUGUGCAAGGCAUCCAUGGCGGAAAUGGAGCUGGCCGCUUCGAAGGUGGAUCCGAAUAAGAAGGUCGAGGUUGGCGAUUACCGGCUCGAUACGACCGGUGAAUCGAAAAAGAAGAAAAAGAUCCUGUACGCCAAGUCGGAAAUGUACCUGACAGAGAUGAUGGAGACGGUGUGCGACCGGAUGGAUGAUUACGCGAAGGCCCGCUACAAGAAGAAUGGCCGACCGGUGGUGAUGAAGAUGAUGACCGAGGGUGGCAUGAAUCCGGAUAUGGCAAACGUAAACUUCGUGCAGGAGGGCGAUCUGAACAAAACGCUCAAGCAUCUGUGUCUGGAGAUUGUGGAGAACUACGACGAGGAUAUUAUCCGGAUGUUCCAGGAGGAGGUGGUGAAGGAUACGGACAUUCGGUUAUGCUCGCAGGUAGCCAAAUACUGCAAAGAACAACCGGUGGACGAUGAGUACCAGUACGAGGAAAGUGAAGAGAAUCGUGAUGAGUUGUAGAUUUAUUUAAAAAAAAUGCAUCUAAUCAUGCACGGUUGCAGAGAUACGUCCAAGAAAACAUGAGAAGGGCCCGUGUUCACAAGCGGUUCCGUUUGCAAAGCAAAAAGGAAACCACCGACAAGAAAUGUCAAGGCUCUGUUACCUUCGGCCUUGUUUGUUAAUCAGUGUGUCGAUCAUUUCGAUUGGGAGCAUAGAACUAUAAUGUAGCAUUUAGCAGAGCUGGAUGAAAAUAAAACCAAUUUUGUACGUUUAU